Molecule: messenger RNA, 2763 nt
Organism: Diaporthe citri
Lineage: Eukaryota; Fungi; Ascomycota; Sordariomycetes; Diaporthales; Diaporthaceae
Exons: 2
Coding region: 1-2763 (920 amino acids)
Source: RefSeq, a predicted model, not a curated record
AUGGAUGGCGAGGACGGCUCCCAAGCCUGCGUCCCACCAGGUCAGCCAUAUCCGUAUGCAGGAGAGGCUGUCUAUGCCCCAAAUGAGGCCUUACAAUAUGCCUAUGAGCAUGAUUUGACAGUGGACUACACCCUCAAUUCAUUCUCCAUUGCCCAUCUACUCAGCAAGCCUGUCCAAAACACGUUGCCGACGACCACCGAGGACGGAUUCACCGACUGCAGUCAUCUUCCAGAUCUGGAGCUCCCAGUACCCCAGCUACGAAGCGAAGUAUUGACCAUUGCCCACUCGGCACUGAAGCUCCUACACGACACCCGUCGCGAGCUCACAGACGACGAAGUCAAGUCGCUCACACGAGAUGUCAUUGACUCUGGAAACACCAAGAACUUGAAGCUGGAAUUACCAAUUCUUCGAACAGAUAACGAGCGGGAUAUGAGAGAGUUCCGCAAGCAAAUGGCAUCCCGGCAAGACGUCAAUAUCAGAGACCAUCGACUCCCGCUCGAUCCUGUGACCGUGGAAGACGGCGAGGGCAUGCAGCUUCCUGUAUCUGCUCGUGCAGACGCCAACGGCCUUUUGAGAAAGCUUGAAGGAGAGAAACUUGGAGUGACGAGGAGCUCCCUGCAAUUCCUCGCCGACGUGGUCAAAGACGGAUACACCGAGGAGGAGCAGUGGGGUUUUCUCAUGGAACAGGCCAAGGAGACCAAGUGGGUGAAGAACCCGGGAUUGGAAAAGCUGGAAAUGCCCAUCAGCCCGCAGCUCAAACAGAACCAAUUCUUUCCUUCAGAUGACGCUUACCUGAUACCAAUUUCUUCUGAUCCAAGCUCGUCGAUAUUCGCCGAUGAUCUGAAGGCCGCUGAAGAAAAACUAUUCGAAGACUACGGAGACGUGUGGAGCGAGCCCACGUCUCCGAUCCUUGACAGGUUCCUGGAUACAGAGCUUUCAGAGAAAGAUGAGAUGGAACUUCUAGCAGACACUUCUCAGCAGCGACUGACGAAAAGACAUCUCGAUGAUCACAAACUGGACCUACCGAUACUACCUAAUGUGUCGCCCGAAGAGCAGUUCCUGCCCGGAUCAGAAGUGUUUGGAAACUUUGUGGCCGACGAGAUGGAUAUUGAAAAUUUGACUACCAAAUUUGUUGAUAAUUUCUCGGAUGAUAAGUUUGGAGAUGAGUUGGCGAGUGUGGCAGACUCGACAAUGAGGAACAUCGAACAGGAGCAGCUCCAGGCAGCUGAUGCAACAGCUCGCGUUCCGGUACCUAUCAUGGACUUUUCCAUUCCUGAACCAGAAUGGGCACGGUUAGUCAACAACGGAGAAGCUAUUUUCAAGUGGAUACAGUGCGGCAACGAUGGACUCUUUAGACUCCCAAAAUGGCCCCGAGACAGCGUCACCGAGAGCAGGCUGGUAUGGAGGCCAAUCGGUUCUGGUGCAAGCACCGUCUCGACGAAGGAGACAAUCAACGCGGCCGACGCUCUGAUCGAAACAUUCGUCGAACGUCUCGAGAGUGGCGAGGUCCCCAACAGCCUUGACUUCGUCCAGAAACGAGAGAGACUGGCGAUACUUGAACACAACAGCGAGGAUGAUGAGAUCGAGACCCAAAUGGAGAAACCGAAGCAGCGCACCUGUGCUGCCCUUGAAAUUAGAAAAAAGAGAGCAAUCGAUGCAGCGGACAACACAAGCUCGAAAAAGCCGCGCUCGUCUGCGAAUUAUGCCGGUAAAAACGGCCAAUCUUUGCUUCUGGGAGGGUCACCGGGGGCGUCUGCAAAACUCUUGAGCAACUUCAUGGAGCUUCAUGCACCGAAAAAGAAGUGGUCCGUCAGCAAGUACUUUCCUUCAGUGAAAGAUGCAACAGACGUGCUCCCACCUCCCCCAAAACCAUCUGAGAAGCCUCGCGAGUCGGGUGAGCCCGAUAUUGCAGAGAAAGCGGAGUCUGUACAACACUCAAAGUCGACUACUCGGGCGCCUUAUCCACAUUUCAAGCCCAUGUCCACUCCGUUGACAAUCUUCAUCUCUCUUCGUGCCCCCAGACACCUGAUACGAGCCCUUGAGGGCCUCCUUCCCGGCCUCUCCUUGAUGGAACGCGACUACAAUAAACACAACACUUCGGUCUGGAGCCCAGAUUCCGUUUCCCGUACUGAGGUAGUUCCACCUCUCGCCUUUGAUGCGGACCUUACUCUCUCCCCAUCGACUGGAGUUGCUAUCACAUCCAUGAUAAUGGUUCGCCAGAAACCACGUCCACAAUCGGCCAGGAACGGUCUGCAAGAGAGAAUCGAAAAGAUUGCUCUUCGGUACGACAGAUUGAUCAUCCUGGUGGGAGGCGGGGGUGGCCCUGACGAUACUCUCCGGGAGAUGGGGUCCUCAGAUGCGGCAGCACUCACUGAUUUCCAGGGGUUUGCGAGCGGGCUCCAGUGCAAUAUUCUGGUGUGCUAUAUCGGUGGCGGUGACGAUACACUGUCAAGAUGGGUUGCAUCUCUUGUAUGCCGACAUGGCCAAUCCGACCCAAAUAUACAGAACGCUCUCAUCGAAGCCGAAACUCUUUGGGAGCUCUGGCUACGAAGGGCGGGAUUCAAUGUCUACGCGGCACAGACGGUGGCUGGGCAGCUGAAAGUGCCCAAGACUGAGACAGACACGAAGCGAGGACACCAUGGGCUGGCCGCAUUCGUCACAAUGACUCGGAACGAGAGGAUGCGCCGGUUUGGACCGUUGGUUGGGCCACGGGUCCUGGAGCGCGUUAGCGAGGUUGUAGAUGAGAUUUGGAACAAAGCUUGA